GACGACCUGCUUCCAUGAGAGACAUGGGAGGGAAGGAGAAGAAGAUGUUAGUUAUUGCCAACAUACCGAAACAUACAGGAUCAGACAAAAAACCUCCGUGUGUGGAAGGUCGCAGUGACUUGACCCCCGCCCGGAAACGACAGGCGUCGGAUCCCCAGCCGCUUCGCCCCACCUCGCCAGGCGGGGACAAGAUGGAGGGGCUGAAGGGGAUACGUAACCGCAGCAACAGCCUCCGGCUGGGUCGCUUGGCGUUCUACCGCCACCUGGAGAAGGUGGAGACCAUGCGCAGCUUCUGGGAGCUCAAACACAUGGAGCUGAAGGGAGACUGUCCUGAGGUGAAAGACCUCAGAGGAAAGGAUGGGAAGGACAAGUCCAACCUUAACACAAAGGGCAUUAAGACCCAGAAGAAGAGGAGUCCCCCAGACUCAACAGACUCCGCCCCCCUCAGGGACUCCGCCCCCCUCAGGGAGGCCUUGCUACAGGAUCAGGUGGAGAAACUGAACAGGGAGAACACAGAGCGUUCCCAUGGCGACCCGGAGGCUGAGGGGGUUGGUGUGGACGGAGGAGGUGGAGGAAGGGCGGAGUUACUAGGGUUGAUCCUGGGUGAACAGCACGUCCCAGCGGUCCCUUCUUUAGCGGGGGAAGAGGAGGGGUGGAGCAGCCCGGGUGAGCAGGAGGAGGAGAAGGAGCAGGAGGAGGAGGAGGAGGGAGACGUUUUCAGGGACUCUGAGUCGGAGGUGGAGGAGGAGAAAGAGGAGGGAGAGCUAAAGGUGAAGGAGCCUCCGGGAGAGGAGGAGGAGGAGGAGGAGAAGCGGAGAGGAGGAGAGGGCGAGGAGGAGGAGACAUCAGAACAGCAGGUGCUUCGGCCUGCUGUCGACAUUCCCACACAGAAUCCUGAGAGCAGUCUCCCGUCACUGGAGAGCUCUGAGGUGGCGGCCAGCAGUAAACGACGAGUCACAGAGGAGGAGGUGGUCAAGGAUGACCUGAAGAAGAGCCGGGUGGAGGAGAAGGAGGUGGAGGAGAAGGGAGUGGAGGAGGAGGAGGGAGGACGAGUACCUGAGGAGGAAGAGCCGGACACUGCCCAAUCACACUCCCUGGAGUCGGAGGAGGUGGAUGGAGAGUCGAGCGUGAAAGAGUACAUGAUCGACUCCAGCCCUCCACCUUCUGCCCCUUUCGAACACCGCAUUGUGGUACCCAAACCUCACCAGAUAGCCACCUUCUACAGCAUCAACAGAGAGGAGGUCUUAGGAGGGGGACGUUUUGGACAGGUUCACAAGUGUGUGGAGAACUCGUCAGGUCUGACGCUGGCUGCCAAGAUUAUCAAAGCCAGAAGCCUGAAGGAGAAGGAGGUGGUUAAGAACGAGAUCCAGGUGAUGAACCAGCUUAACCACGCCAACCUGAUCCAGCUGUACGCUGCCUUCGAAUCUCGCCACGACAUCAUCCUCGUCAUGGAAUACGUGGACGGUGGGGAGCUGUUCGACCGCAUCAUCGACGAGAACUACAACCUGACGGAGCUGGACACCGUGCUGUUCAUCCGUCAGAUCAGCGAGGGCCUGCAGUACAUGCACAAGAUGUACAUCCUCCAUCUUGACCUUAAGCCGGAGAACAUUCUGUGUGUCAGCCGAGUCACAAACAAGAUCAAGAUCAUCGACUUUGGUCUGGCCAGGAGGUACAAGCCCAGGGAGAAGCUGAGGGUGAACUUUGGGACACCUGAGUUCCUGGCUCCAGAGGUCAUCAACUACGAGUUUGUUUCAUUCCCAACUGAUAUGUGGAGCCUGGGGGUCAUCACUUACAUGCUCCUUAGCGGCCUAUCCCCGUUCCUGGGCGACGAUGAUAAUGAAACGCUGAACAACAUCCUGGCGUGCCAGUGGAACUUCGAGGAGGAAGAGUUUACAGAGAUCUCAGAGGAGGCCAAAGACUUCAUCACUCGUCUGCUGGUCAAGAGCAAAAGCUGGAGGAUGAGCGCAGCAGAGUCUCUCCGACACCCAUGGCUGUCAGACCACAGUCUCCACUACCGCCUGCAUCAAAAAAAAAACAAGUGCCACUCCACACACGCCCCUCCUCCAGAGAGCUAGAAUGAUCCCCUAGACCCGACGGGUUCUUCGUGAGAACACAGGGCUGCGGAGCCCGAAACUGGACCAACUCUGCCGUUGCUGCACGGCUACCGGAUGACUACUCUCUGCCUCGCAUCCACGCAUUAGCUUAGCACCGCGGCUCGCUAGCUCCAGCGCCGGCUUCGUCGCCAUGGAGGUCACCUCUGACCUUUCUUCACCUAGUGUUGUGAGCGAUAGUGUACUUCGUGAUAGUGAGUACGAAGGUGGUCAGAUUCUACUGACAUGCUGAACACUGUCUCACAACAACAAAAUAGGCAAAUAGCAAAAAUAGGAUCAGCGUUACUGGCAACUAAAGCGAAUCUCGAGAAAUAAUAUGUCACGUCACACAAAACCGCACAGGUAUUCAGAAAUCCUGUUUGUUGUAUGGAUUCUUAGUUGUAGGCUACUAGUUUGACAUUUUUGGAUCAGUUUCACAGAUGAACAUGAAUGAAGCUGCAUGCUAUGCACUUUAUAAUAGAUCACUAAUCAAGCAUAGGCAACUGAAGGUCUAAAGCUGCUUUUUAAACAAGAAUAUUUACUGCGAAUAUAUGUUCUGAUAGAACUGCUUUGCGGAUCGUAGAUUGAUAGGCUACAUUUGUGACAACACGUCUUAUACUCUUUACAGUUGUCUGGUAUAAGCGCAGCUUGUCUAUCGGUUAAUAGUUUGAACUGCUGUUUAUUUUACAUUUAACACAAUGCUACAUUUCCCCAUUUCCAUCAUAAAUAUAUUUUUACAAGAAUCAGUAGCCUACAUUAUCGUUUUACAGGCUAGAAACGAGGCCAAACACAACGAGCCAUAGCGUACGCUCCACUGUGCGUUUUUAGAUGCAGUAAAUGAUAGGCCUACGCCACGACUCUUCAGUUUUCCCUAGUAAUAAAAAUAAACAGUUGUUGAAUGUCACCCUCUUGCGCCUGCCCAGUGCCUACUGCUAACCGCGUGAGCCGCGGUUAACGUUACCGUUAAAAGCUUGUGUAGCCCACGCGCCUGCAUGCUGUUCGCUUGCUCUUGCAAUUUGGAGUAGCCCUCUCACCUUCCAUGAAGGCGUAACGACAUACAAAACACUACCUAUGAUUCAAUGUUUAUCACCGAUGUGUUAGUUCUUAUGUUCAGGGAUGAUCCUAGUUCAUUGCCGGAUUUUACUUGAAAUGCAAGGCUUUACAAACUGUAAGAAAAGGGUAUAUCUCAGAAAACUACUUGUUACACCAUCGCAUAGCUGGUUACAUUAUGUACUGUCAGUUGGUCACCUGUGGCCACUUAUUGAUUCUCACUAUACCCUUUGACAAUGGAAAAGCUUAGUCAUUUUGACUUAUUUAAAUUGUUGAUUUUUUUUUUGUGAUUUAAUUUUUCAAGUUGUCAUUUAUCAAUGAAAAGAAAAUGUUAGAAAAAAAAAUAAACCUAG
Osmerus eperlanus (European smelt) is the source of this 3493-nucleotide messenger RNA. RefSeq names its product myosin light chain kinase family, member 4b (gene mylk4b). The transcript has 15 exons. Gene Ontology annotation, biological process: protein phosphorylation. Lineage: Eukaryota; Metazoa; Chordata; Actinopteri; Osmeriformes; Osmeridae. Gene Ontology annotation, molecular function: myosin light chain kinase activity; ATP binding. The record is from RefSeq and is a predicted model, not a curated record. Bases 15 to 2075 code for a protein of 686 amino acids.